CGCCACGCAGCCUGGCGUGGAGCCGCCCAAUCGACCCCAAACGCGUUUACAGACCGCACGCGCUCAGAAGUCUAAGUCUAGUGCCCAGAAAGUCAAGCCUGGCCCGCAGAAGUCAAAGGCCAGUGCACAGAAGACCAGACCGUUACGGGCCGCUCCCCCUAAUGCAAGCCAGGAGACAAUUGGGGUUCCUAGUGUUUUUCAGGAUGCUCCAGCCCAGCGCAGUCCGUCCGAGGGGUCAUCUUCGGAUGAGGAGUUGCCUCCCCAGCAGGCAGCUUCAACGUCUAAUGACCCAGCCCCGCAAGACAGUAGCUCCCGUGGAAGGAAACGGAAAGCGAAGAGGAAGCACGUGUCCAAAAAGAGCAGGAGAAGGGACACAUCUGACUCCGAGGACGAGACAGGUACUUCUUCUUCUGAGGGUGAUAGUGAUGCGCCCAU
Messenger RNA from Podarcis lilfordi (Lilford's wall lizard), 435 nucleotides. The record is from the annotation of a GenBank genome assembly. Lineage: Eukaryota; Metazoa; Chordata; Lepidosauria; Squamata; Lacertidae.